Molecule: messenger RNA, 363 nt
Organism: Triticum turgidum subsp. durum (durum wheat)
Lineage: Eukaryota; Viridiplantae; Streptophyta; Magnoliopsida; Poales; Poaceae
Source: the annotation of a GenBank genome assembly
AUGCUUCCUUCGACGGCUCGCCCUGCAGGUGCCGCGGCGGCCUACACGCAGCCGCAGCUGAGGCAGAUGAGGGCGCAGUGCCUCGUCUUCCUUGCCUUCAAGAACCAGAUGGAGCCCAGGAAGCGGCACCUCGAGAUCGCGCUCGGUGAGGAUGACAUCGACGGAGCCGGCUGCCACGGCGAGACGACGACGACGAGCUCACCUUCUCAAGCCUCGUCGUCCUCUGCCGCACCGUUGCCGCUGCCCCACCUUCUGCCCAUCUCCUCGCUGCGGCUGUCUCCGCCGCCGUCGGAGACGGAGCAGGAGCAGGAGCAGUUGAGUCACCACCGCAACGACGACCCUGAAGCAACAAAACACGAGUAG